Sinocyclocheilus anshuiensis is the source of this 1706-nucleotide messenger RNA. RefSeq names its product nucleolar protein 58-like. The transcript is spliced from 13 exons. The record is from RefSeq and is a predicted model, not a curated record. Gene Ontology annotation, cellular component: small-subunit processome; box C/D methylation guide snoRNP complex. Bases 26 to 1690 code for a protein of 554 amino acids. Gene Ontology annotation, molecular function: snoRNA binding. NCBI's taxonomy places the organism in Eukaryota, Metazoa, Chordata, Actinopteri, Cypriniformes, Cyprinidae.
GCACAUUUCAUUGGUAGUACUGCGCAUGCUCACACUGUCCCCAUGUGCGCACCGCCGCGUGGACGACGUCGAGCGACUCGCUUCAGCGGAAGACUCUCAAUGUGGGGAGCGCGGCAGUGAACUUUAUUUAGAGCUAGAAAAAAAAAUCAAAAUGUUAGUGUUAUUUGAAACUGCCGCUGGCUAUGCCAUUUUCAAGGUCCUGGAUGAACAGAAACUCCAGCAGGUGGACAGCCUGUGGAAGGAGUUUGAGACGCCAGAAAAAGCCAACAAAGUUGUAAAACUGAAGCACUUUGAGAAGUUCCAGGAUACAACAGAAGCUCUUGCAGCGGCCACGGCGAUGGUGGAGGGGAAAUUGGGGAAAAGUCUGAAAAAAGUUCUCAAGAAAGUUGUGGCCAAAGAGGCUCAUGAGCAGCUGGCCAUCACUGAUGCUAAAUUAGGAGGAGUCAUUAAGGAGAAGCUGAACCUGAGCUGUGUGCAUAGCCCUGCUGUGGCUGAGCUCAUGAGAGGCAUCAGAAAUCAGAUGGAGGGACUUAUCACAGGUCUUCCUGCCAGAGAGAUCAGUGCCAUGUCUCUCGGUUUGGCCCACAGUCUUUCACGGUACAAGCUGAAGUUCAGCCCAGACAAGGUGGACACCAUGAUUGUUCAAGCCAUUUCUCUGCUGGAUGAUCUGGAUAAGGAGCUCAAUAACUACAUCAUGCGCUGCAGGGAAUGGUACGGCUGGCAUUUUCCAGAGCUUGGCAAGAUCAUCACAGAUAACCUGGCAUACUGCAAGAGUGUCCGCAAGAUUGGUGAUCGCACAAAUGUGGCGUCAAUGGAUUUGUCUGACAUUCUGCCAGAGGAGAUUGAGGCAGAGGUUAAACUAGCUGCAGAGAUCUCCAUGGGAACAGAGGUGUCCGAGGAGGACAUUGCCAACAUCAUGCACCUGUGUGACCAGGUGAUUGAAAUUUCAGAGUAUCGCUCACAGCUGUAUGAUUAUCUGAAGAAUCGUAUGAUGGCAAUUGCUCCCAACCUGACAGUCAUGGUGGGAGAACUAGUGGGAGCCCGUCUCAUUUCACAUGCAGGAUCUCUGCUGAACUUGGCCAAGCAUCCUGCGUCCACUGUACAGAUUCUCGGGGCAGAGAAAGCGCUGUUCCGUGCUUUGAAAACCCGCCGGGAUACACCCAAAUACGGCCUCAUCUAUCACGCCUCUCUAGUGGGGCAAACCACAGCCAAGAAUAAGGGUAAAAUCUCCCGAAUGCUGGCUGCUAAAUCAGCCCUUGCCAUCCGUUACGAUGCGCUGGGAGAAGAUACCAAUGCGGAGAUGGGAGUGGAAAACAGAGCCAAGUUGGAGGCGCGAUUACGCUACCUGGAGGAGAAAGGGAUCAGACGUAUCAGCGGGUCAGGAAAAGCUCUGGCAAGGGCUGAUAAAUAUCAACACAAGAGUGAUGUAAAGGUAUACGACCCAUCUGGGGACUCCACACUCCCCACUGUGUCAAAGAAGAGGAAGAUUGAAGAGGGCGAGGAGGAAGAGAAGCCAGUGGAGGCUAAAGCAAAGAAAGUAAAGAGGGAAUCCCCCACAGAAGGAGAAGCAGAAACAGAGACCACAAAGAAGAAGAAGAAAAAGGAGAAGAAGAAAGCGGAGGAGGAAUCCAAGCCAGAAGAGGAGACCGCAGUCAGCCCAGCAGAGGAGGUGAGAGGGGUGGAAAGAUAAAUUCAUCUCUGGUUGA